Messenger RNA from Anopheles funestus (African malaria mosquito), 3035 nucleotides. RefSeq lists its product as uncharacterized. The transcript is spliced from 3 exons. The record is from RefSeq and is a predicted model, not a curated record. Gene Ontology annotation, molecular function: lipase activity. The coding region runs from base 430 to 1668 and encodes 412 amino acids. Lineage: Eukaryota; Metazoa; Arthropoda; Insecta; Diptera; Culicidae.
CUAUUGCCUGGUAGGGAAGACAAUUCAGGUGAAGGGUGAAGAAUUGCCGAGAGCACCCUGCCCGUUCACCAGAAAACGGUACGCGAACGGUGCCGGUUGACUGAUUCGCUAAACUAGGUCUCGCGUACCAGCACACACACCCGGACAUCUUUGCCGGCAGCAUCGGCUUGGUGGAAAAUGCACCCAUGGUAUACGCUCACACAUCGAGCCGUGAGUGCGUUACCUGAUAUCAGUUCCCCAAAAAUUGACUAUAUCGGAGGUACCGAAAGAAGCUAAAAAGGUUCACACCAGUUUGCGCCUGUGCGUGUGUGAGUUCCAGCGGCUUUUGGCGUCUGUCUCGGAGGCUUCUCGUGCGGGUCGCCUGGUCCCCAUUGAUUGAUAUGUGCAUACAUUUCGAUUCAGUAACGCCGGACCGUGCCGGGUGGGAAGAUGUUUUCUUGUCGUGGCUCCACAACCGUGUCGGUGAUCGCACUAGUACUGUUAGGUUUGCCGCUAGCCGAACCCUACCGGGAUGGUAAGUUUGGUGCCCGACUGGUGGGCCACAUCCGCGAACGACGCUUGGAGCGGAUUCAACAGCGGCAACGUUCACUGAUCGCCUCCAAUGAGGCUUACCACGAUUACUCCAUGGACUACCGGGAUGAGGUACGAUCCGCUGCGGAGAAUAAUGACACUGUCCCGGACAUGGCGAACCGGAGCAAAGGUGAGGAUUACGAGAUGAAUAUAGGCGACCCGGUGGAGGAAGUGCGUAGAUCACCAACCGCAUUACUCGACGCACUAAAGCCCUCCCCACGGAGGUCGAUAUUUGAGGGAAAGAUCAUAUUCCGGUUCUACCAUGGGGGUAAUCUCACGAAACAGACAACACUAGUCGAGGGCGAUCGGCUGCUAAACGGUACCGAAUGUUCACCGGACGAACGAUUCGCACUGAUCGUGCACGGAUGGCGCGAGAACUGUUACGAAGUGCCGUGGGUGUUGAAGCUACGCGAGAACCUGCACCUUCAUCGGGGUGGUUGUAUCGCCUGCAUGGACUACUCUUCCUUCUCGAGCGGUGGAUACGGCGGGCUGGUGGGCGUGUUCCGAGACAUCCGCGACGUACUGAUGCACUUCCUGCUGCAGCUCCGGUACGAGGGCAUCCAGUUCGAGCGUACGUACGUGUUUGGGUUCAGCUUCGGUGCUCAGCUAUCCCUGGACGUCGGCAAUCGGAUCGGUGGGCAAGAGUUGGAAGCGAUCGAUACCUGCGAUAUGGCCGGACCCGGUUUUGACAGUGAUCGUGCCUUUAAGCAGAUGGACUUUCGUAAUGCGGCCAAAAAUGUGCAGUGUGUACACACGAGCAUCGACAAGGGUACCAAGUUCCCGAACAAAUGUCACCAAAAUUGGAGGAUGGGACAGUGCGGGUUACGGCAGGCAGCGGCCGGUCCACCACCACUCGGAUCACACGGGCUCUGUCCAGUGUUUUACAACCUUGCGUUUAAGUACCAGUUCCUAGCCCAGCCGAAACCACCCGAAUGUCUAUCGCUCAGUGAGAUGGCCACCUACCCGCGCAACUAUCGAAUGGGUUAUAUGGAAGAGAGAAAAAGUGAGGUACGUGGAGAACUCUUCGCCCAAACUUCUGACGUAUACCCAUACACGGUAUUUACCAACCCGUACAACAUAUUCGAAUAUGGCUUCUAACUUCUGGUGGAGGCGGAUAGAUCUACCCCAAAGACAAGAUUGAAAAAGCAUCCAAAACCCAACCCAGGUGCCAAUUUAAGGACCCAGUGCCAAGCGUUUUAAUGAUCUACAUACACACACCUCGGCGUGUAGGAGUUUCCUUUUACCUUCCAAACCUUCCGACGACGGGUUUUUUUGGAGUUGCGGCUGAACCUGUUCGAACGACCCGUACCAAACCUACGACUUCGAGGGAGUUACAGGUUUUGUGGUUUUUUUUGCAGACUGUUUCAGUUUGAUUGUUCAUGUUUUAUUUUUGUUCGCUGUAAGUAUCGAUGAAAUAAACGUUUUACUUCAUAUUUAGUACGGUAACUGAUUCACCUGGUCUAUUUGUCUGGUGUGGUGUGAUGUGAGUCCCUUUCGCCUGUUACGAUGACUUUUAGUAUCGGUUUCAUGUUUUUCUUCUCCCUUCGUUCAGCUAGUUUAGUCUUCUAAAUUGGUUACGCUAGUGUGUUUUUUGCCCGACGUCAUUCGGUUUGCUUGUUCGAUAACACGAUCACUAGUGGUAAGGUUAGUGAGCCACCGGACUUGGAGUAAUUUUAUGGAACCAUUUUUUUGUCGUUGUUGUUGUAGUCUUUUGUUAUCGCUUUAUGUUUCGUUCACUCUCGAAAUACGUUUAGAAAACCUUAUUUCCAUUGUACCUCUUGUCGCUCGGGGCGGUGGGGAACAUUUUAACGUCAACCACUGUCACAAGAAGGGCAAAGAUGGUAAAAUUAUGAAAGAAAAAAAUAAAACGCUCGUGUGGCACCUCGCACCGGUAACGAUCAGUAAACAUUAGAUGGUAAUCGCGAGCUGGAAAAGUAGUUCAAAUUAGCCAAGGGAAAGAUACCUGCCAAAUGCACCGGUUUUUGGUAGUGCAAAAAGUUACUUCUAAUUGGUUGCUUUCUUUUGUUUUACUGUUUUACUUUCCUUGAUUAUGCGCUUGGAAAAUGAUCGUUAAACGUGUGUCGUAUAACCAACACCGGGGGAAAGUAUAAUUAAACGAUGAUCUGUUUUAAAUAUAAAAUGACACAUUAACGCUGAUGAAGACGGGUGGGUUCAAUAGUGCAGCUGGCAAACGCACGACUCGGCAAUACGCUCGCGGCCGGGUUCAAAUCUCAACUACGCACGAUUUUCUACUCCUCUAAUCUUUCGGUCAUGAAUAAUAGAUGGCACACACAGAUUAGAAGAGCAAGGCCGUCUUUAGUGGCAAAAUAAAAAGAAGAAGAUACAGUAAAUGACUUAUGGUGUGUGUUAAUAACAUAAUUAAUAACUCAUACUAAUGUCUCAAUGUUAAUAAGCUCACCAUGAUAGGAUUUUCGAGCCAAAGGGAGAAAGUUGAAGUUAUUUCU